CUUUAAAAAAUCAGAAGAAAAAAUGAUUUCACUUGGCGGUUCCGAUUUCAUACAAAUCAAUGUGACCAAUUCCAAAACCGAUCAUGUUGCGUUCGACAUUAAAUUUCCCAAAUCUCUAACAGUUGCUGACCUCAAGCAGAAGUUGCAAGUGAUAACUGGUGGAAAUGCCGGUACCAUGAAAGUGGAGCUAUAUAAGGGCAGUGAGUUGGUGACGUCACUGGGCGAUGAUUCGAUGAUGUUGGGAGCAUUGCCAAUUGAACCGAAUAUGCGGUUUCAUGUUGUCGACGACUUUAUCCUGUUCGAUUUGCACGAUGGCGAAGAGGUGAAAAAAUUCGAAUUACCCGAAGAUGAAUAUGAUAAGAAGGAUAAUACUGUCAGGAGUUUCCUUAAAAGGAAUCAAAUGGGCAAGUACAAUGAAGAGGAACAGAAGCGGGAAGAGGCGAAACGUUUGGAAAAGGAAGCAUUGGAGAAACAAAAGGCUGAACAAUGUACGGUGGGUUCACGUUGCCAGGUUACGUUAAAGGGUUGUCCCACCCGUCGUGGCACCGUCAUGUACAACGGCCCAUUGGAGGGCAAGACUGGGGUAUUUAUUGGUGUCAAAUACGAUGAACCAUUGGGUAAAAAUGAUGGUUCGGUACAGGGUAAACGUUACUUUACCUGUCCACCAAAUUAUGGUGGUUUUGUCUCGCCUCUAUGGGUAGAGGUUGGUGAUUUCCCCGAAGAAGAUUUCAAUUUGGAAGAUGAAAUCUAAA
This is a messenger RNA of Musca vetustissima, 752 nucleotides long. RefSeq names its product tubulin-folding cofactor B-like. The transcript has a single exon. Gene Ontology annotation, cellular component: cytoplasm; microtubule plus-end; nucleus. Lineage: Eukaryota; Metazoa; Arthropoda; Insecta; Diptera; Muscidae. Gene Ontology annotation, biological process: tubulin complex assembly; cytoplasmic microtubule organization; post-chaperonin tubulin folding pathway. The record is from RefSeq and is a predicted model, not a curated record. Gene Ontology annotation, molecular function: microtubule plus-end binding; alpha-tubulin binding. Bases 23 to 751 code for a protein of 242 amino acids.